AAUAGUAUUUCACUACAGAAUAAGAAUACUUGGCAGCGCACGAGGGGGGAAGGAAAUCUGUUUUCCACUGCUGUGCAGGACUCACUUCCCUGCAGUGCAUACUUGAGCACAUGGACGCAGAAGUGCUUUGAAAUGACACCUCUUGUGGACUAGACCCUGAUCUAUUUCUCAAAAAGAACACGAGGAAGUCAUGCCAAAGAAUCAGGUCUCAGGAAGAUGCGAAUCAAAUCCAAAUCCCACAGUAUUGCUGUGCUGCUGUCACCUCUCUGCACAAGAAUGAAAGGAAUAUUGCUAUGCCAUUUGGGCCAGCUGCAGUUUAUGCAAUAAACGCAGACAGUUCUCCGUGUGCCAGCGGCGACUGGUUUGCUGGGGUCAAUCUUGCAACGUUUGCAACAGGGUUCGCGUUGACCGCGCGCAGCAUCGAAGUUGAAGAAGCUCUCGCGCACGAGACCCAAACCCCCGAGAGGCUCCAGAGAUGUUCUCGUGGAAUAUGGACAGAAUGAUUGACGUGGAAGCUUCAGAACGGUAAACGACCCGUGUGCGCAACAAUGCAGCGAAUUUUCCAGAGGAGACGGAUCCACACACUGCGCUUGGUUUGGGCGCUCAUGGCCGCGCUCGCGCUGUCACUGGCAGUGUGCAGUGCCAUAUUCACAGUGUGGACAUUGCGACAAACGCGGGACUUGUCGAGGUCUUUCCAAACUCUGCAGGAGCGCUUAGAGCAGGUGAAUAUGCAGCGCAAGGCCAUCUUCCAACUCAUCCUGGAAAAACGCGAUAUUCUGGAGAGUCGGAGGUUCCGCAGAGAUGCGGGAGGGAGGAAAGGAAACGGACGGAAAGCGGCCUCUCAUUUUGAGAUAACCAACAAUUCCUUCGAAAAAGUGGGGCAUGAGGGAGUCAUUAAAGGAUGGACUGAAGAGCAGCUGAAUAUGAGCAGAGCAGUGCAUUAUAAUCCAGAGACCGGCACCUUCAAAGUGGAGCGCAGCGGCGUCUACUUCUUGUACUGUCAGGUUCACUUCAACGAGAACCAGAGUCAGUACGUGAAGCUGGAGGUGUCGGUCCCAAAAGGCCCUACGCUCCAGUGCAUCGAGGGGUACGGGACCACACCAGCCUCGGGCUCCCACAGGUUCCACUUCCUCAAGCCGUGCCAGGUCUCCGGCCUCCUACGCCUCAACAAGGGCGCCGAGCUCAAGGCCGUCACCGGAGGCCACUUCAGUCUGCAGACGUCGGGCAAACACUACUUCGGCCUCUUCAAAGUCAACUAGAGGCUCAGACGGUUUUUUCAGACACCUCAACUGUGUGGACUUUUAUAGUUUUCCACACAUCACUGGCCCAAAAGUACCUAACCUAAACCUGUCUCUUUCAACCUGGCGUUGCCUUAACAGAGGAAAUUUUGACUCGGCGAGGAACGUUUCUAUAACCAGCUGUCCACGGUCACAGAUGACCCCCUUAUGAACGCAAGUGCCCUUCCAUUACGAUGUCAUCGGGAUGUUAAUGACUGCACAACUUGCCUUGUUGGACCAAUUUAUGGAGAAUCACUUGGUACUCUGUUGGUUUGGCUGCAAAUGCCUUAUUAAACGCAAACCAACACAAUUUCUACUAUAUAAAUAUAGCAUUUAAUUACAGCAUACCAGAGACAUUGCUCCAGCAGCGUGGUUGGCUUAUAUACUGGCAUAACCAGUUUGAACAGAAGGACUAUGAAUUUCCAGCAGUGUCGCAGGCCACUGCAAGCAUGAGAGGUUUCACCACUGGUUACUUGGCUGGACCAAAACAGAGUCGCCCUAGUUCCUGAACCACUGGAUGGGUUCAGCGCAGAAGACAAAAAAAUAAAGGUUUUGGUUGGUCAUUAAGAAAAACUCCAAGGGAGUGACUAAAUAUGCAUUGAAUAAUCAAAGAUUUUUUAUCAACAAGCCACACUCCCUUUUCUAUCCAAAUACACAGUCACUGUGACAAAUGAAAUAUAUAGUAAUAUUUAUCAAGAAAAAGGUCUUGUGUUACAGAAAGUGGAUUGUGUGUACAGCUUGGACGGCUUAGGACAGUAUGCCUUUGGUUUUUAUAUAAUGUGCAAUUUCAUGUUCUUUUUUAAAAAGGUCAAAUUUUCAUCGUAAUGUCAUUUAAUCUCACUCAUUUUAGAAAUGUAUGAAACCACUGCUGACUCGAAUCUGUCAAUGUCUACCUGACCUAGCGCUCCUGAAGCCUUUUGUAAAUCUUGUCAAUGCUGUUAAUUAAAUCUGAAAUUGAACUUA
Messenger RNA from Pimephales promelas (fathead minnow), 2240 nucleotides. RefSeq names its product TNF superfamily member 12 (gene tnfsf12). Gene Ontology annotation, molecular function: receptor ligand activity; tumor necrosis factor receptor binding. The record is from RefSeq and is a predicted model, not a curated record. Lineage: Eukaryota; Metazoa; Chordata; Actinopteri; Cypriniformes; Leuciscidae. Gene Ontology annotation, biological process: immune response. Gene Ontology annotation, cellular component: membrane.